ACAUAACAUUAAAUUAUCGCAUUGCCGCAGGCAGUCGGUAUAUAUCAACAAAGCGUAUCAGAAAACAUAACGUGGUGCCCGCCUUAGAUCGUGUGUUUCGUGACAUUAUGAAGAGCCGCGGACUUCGUCUAUCAGGCAUACACCAUGGAUUUUAGUAAAUUUGUUUUUGUUCGCUAAGAAUUUGUUUUCUGGAACACAAUUAUAUUAUAAGGAAUAUAUCUGAUGUUCCGCAGUUGUGUUGAUGUUUUCGCUAAAGUGAGGGCACUUUCUGACCUAUUGAGUAGUUCGACGUCAAAGUGGCAGGCGUAAACAUCAGAGAGUGAAAAAAGAUGGCGCUGUCCUGCAGCCUGACGUGUUAUUUUAUUGUUUUGGCAGUUUAUACGUUCGUGAAUGUUACAUCAACACCUUUACCAACAGAUACAAAAUCCUUAGUGUCAAACAAAACAGAAGAAAAUGACGGAUAUUUACCAUAUGGGUGGGAUAAAUUUUGUACGCUGAAGCAAGAAAGUGAUGAGAAAAUUAAAGUUUUCUUUUGUCAUGUUAAAAAACAGUUUUCUGGAAAAUGGAGCUUUACUGAAUUAAAAGAACACGUAAACAACAAAACAGUGAAAUAUAAGUUUGAAAUAAAAUGUGAAGGUGGGUCAAAUAUUUCUGUACCUUGGCCAUUAAAAGCAAGAAAUGUUUUACAACUGCAGGUAGAGUCGUGCGACCUGGACCACUAUCUACGGGAAUAUACUCAGAUAUCUCCUUCAAAUAUUCCGGAUGAACUCGAAGUGUUGGAUAUCGUUGAUAGUGUUAUAAUUAUUGAUAUAAUGGACAUGUUAAAUAUCGCUAUAAACAUUUCUGAACUUAAUAAAGAUUUCGACUGUGGACAUGAAGAUACGUUAAAAAGAUAUGUGUUUAGAAACAUCACUUAUGCGUUUGAUAAGUCUAUGGAACUUUAUUUGUCUAGUAUGUUUAACAAUGACUUAGCUAACAUGUCUAUUGAAGUACUAAACACAGGAUCAGAAAUGCUACCAAAGUCUCGUCAUAUCAAACACAAAUGUAUAUUCAACAAACUCGAAUAUGCAGACCUCAGUAUCAAUACUCAAACAUCGAAAUUUCACACAGAAUUAUCCACAGAAAACGCAAUGUUUCCUUCGCUCAGGUUUUUUAACUUAUCGAACACUCGGCUUCCAAACCUGGCAGAGGCACAUAGAAAAUGGUAUCGUUAUUUCCAAAAACUGGAGGUGAUGGACCUAUCGCACAAUCUCUUCACGGAGCUGGAGUUUGAUCCCACGGCUGAUGUCUGGGAUAUUCCCAUGUUGACCCUGAAUGUUUCCUACAAUAACAUUUCUGAGUUUAAAGUCGACAAGCUAGAGGAACUCGUGGACAUGAAAAAAUUGUUCAUUGAUUUCAGCCACAAUCCAUUAAAUUGUUCCUGUACUGAAGAAACCAGACAACUUAUUACUUACGUUAACGAUCAAUCAAAAUGGAUUCAACCGAAAUAUCAGAGAUACAGAUUCAUGAUGGAUUUAGAAUGCAUGUAUCCCGACGACAUUUAUGGAAAACGACUCUCUGAUCUUAACACAGAAGACUUAAACUGUAAGCAUGAGCUGGUAGAGAGAAUAGCAGUAGAAGCAGUGGUAUUCCUCAGUCUUUUAUCAGUGGCACUCAUCAUUGUUAUCAUAAUUCUCCUUAAAUUCAGAAGGGAGAUUAGAAUAUUAACAUAUACACGCUUUAACAUCAUUUUACCCUGUCAACCUAUCGAAACAUUCGAAAAUAAGAAAUUUGACGCUUUUGUCUCCUACUGCAACCAUGAUCAGGAGUGGGUCACCAGUGUGUUUGAAAAUACUGCUUCUAACAACCCUCUUAAAAACUUCAAGUUUUGUUUACAUCACAAAGAUUUUAUGCCAGGGAAAACCAUUUUUGACAAUGUCAUAGACUGUGUGGAAGCCAGUCGCCAUACAGUCAUCGUUCUCUCCAAACAUUUUCUCAACAGCCAUUACUGUAUGUACGAAUUUCAUGAGGCAUUUCAGCAAAGCAUUUAUGAGAGAAAACGGCAUUUGUUGGUAAUCAUGAUGGAAGAUAUUCCUACCAGUGACCUUCCCAAUGAUUUAAAACGAUGUCUUAAGACAUUUACAUACAUCCGAAAGGACGAUAAAAUAUUUAUCGAUAGAUUGGUGUACGCCUUGUCCUAUAAAGGCCAAAAAGCCAUGCUUAUUGACAGUCGGUGUAGAAGUGCAGCUUAUUCUAAUCAAACUUCUUGUGAGACGGACAUUACGGAGGCCGGAAGUGAUGGAAACUCGAGUCCGAUUUCUAUGAUAGAUCGAGAUAACAUUUUUCCUGAUUUAAUCAAUGAAAAAGACAUUGUAAGUGUCAAAAAUGAGAAAAACAAUAUUUUGUGAUCUUUUUUGGUGAAUUGUAUGUUACAUUACUCACCUUGAUAUCUUGCUAGUUGCAUAACAAAAAUAAGAGUAUUCGUUUUUAACUUGAAAUAGUAACUCAUUUUAAGUUUUUUUUAAAAAAUGGCAUUGACGUGUUUGUACACUACAAUUUAAAAGUGAAUUGAUAUAAGAUUUUUAUAUUUUGUAGUGUAACAUUCUCUUGAUAUUUUUUUGAUGCUGUAAAAUUGUUCACUUGUUUUCUAUUUGUAAUAUUUUUAUAAAGAAUAUGUCUUGCAAUAUUAGAAUUCUUUCGACCAUACAGAAUGAUGUACAGUAUCUGGUUUUGUAUGAGCUCAUUUGGAUUUGCUUUAUUCACAAGAUACCUCAGUCUUAGGUUAGAUAGUAAUUUAGCAUGUUAAGUGGAUUGUAAAAUACACCUGUAAAACGGAUAUUGUCCUUUCGUUUACCAGGAUAUUCUUGUUUUAAAAAAGGCAAAAUUAUUUAUCAUGCCACAAGAAAUGUCACAAAGUUUAAUUGUGUAUCACGGUCAGGUACACCUUUCUCUACAAUAUACUUCGUAAAUUUGUUCUAAGAAAAAAGUAAAGUGAGGCUACAAUGUUAAAAGUUUAAUUUAAAGCCACCAUGGUAAUUGUAUGUAAAAGUUUUAUCACUACGGAUCAAUAUAUUGUCUCGAAUUUUUUGCAUAAUAAUUCGAUAUUUUUGACACAAUUCUACAUUGAAUGCAUCAACAUAUUAGUGGUUUACAAGUAUUAAACUUGUACUGCAAUGUACACGUUUUAGUAAUAGUGUUAUAUAAGUAACAAUGUAAGAAGAGAGAAAUGUGAAUAGGAAAACAAAGGGAAGGAAACGUUCAUUUAUUUUGUCAUUUAUAACUGAUUUAAUAUUAUGAAAUAAAGAAGUCACAUUGUCAAA
This is a messenger RNA of Saccostrea cuccullata (small rock oyster), 3299 nucleotides long. Its product is annotated as toll-like receptor 6. The coding region runs from base 330 to 2387 and encodes 685 amino acids. Gene Ontology annotation, biological process: toll-like receptor signaling pathway; immune response; inflammatory response. The record is from RefSeq and is a predicted model, not a curated record. Gene Ontology annotation, molecular function: transmembrane signaling receptor activity. The transcript has 2 exons. NCBI's taxonomy places the organism in Eukaryota, Metazoa, Mollusca, Bivalvia, Ostreida, Ostreidae. Gene Ontology annotation, cellular component: plasma membrane.